AUGCCUCUUUGCAGUAGUGGACCAAAAUUAAUCCAACGUAAGAUCGUCAUCCUCGGUGACGGUGCAUGUGGUAAGACAUCAUUGUUGAAUGUCUUCACAAGGGGUUACUUCCCUCAAGUGUACGAACCCACAGUGUUUGAAAACUAUGUACACGAUAUUUUCAUUGAUCAACAACAAGUACAGUUGUCUCUAUGGGAUACGGCGGGACAGGAAGAAUUCGAUAGAUUAAGAUCAUUAUCCUACUCAGACACCCAUUGUAUCAUGCUAUGUUUUUCUAUUGACUCUCCCGAUUCUCUUGAAAAUGUUCAAACCAAAUGGGUAGGUGAAAUCGCUGAUCAUUGCGAAGGGGUUAAACUAGUAUUGGUGGCCUUAAAGUGCGACUUGAGAAAUGAUGAAGAUGAAGAGAUCACCACGGUUACCAAUGGAGAAGAUGAAUCAUUUAAUCCUUAUUCACAAAACAGUAAUGCUCGUAAGUUGAUUUCUUAUAAUGAAGGGUUGAACGUAGCCAAAAAAAUUGGUGCUUUAAGGUAUUUGGAAUGUUCAGCAAAGAAGAAUAGAGGUGUUAAUGAAGCUUUUUCAGAAGCUGCCAGAUGUGCUCUUAAUGCUAGACCAAAAGGUGCUAACGAUAAUGAGCCAGAAAAGAAAGGUUGUAUCAUUGUAUAA
Messenger RNA from Lizanozyma spartinae, 663 nucleotides. It is a transcript of the gene RHO3, whose product is annotated as Rho family GTPase. The record is from RefSeq and is a predicted model, not a curated record. Gene Ontology annotation, molecular function: GTP binding; GTPase activity. The transcript has 2 exons. Gene Ontology annotation, biological process: small GTPase-mediated signal transduction. Bases 1 to 663 code for a protein of 220 amino acids. NCBI's taxonomy places the organism in Eukaryota, Fungi, Ascomycota, Pichiomycetes, Serinales, Debaryomycetaceae.